This is a messenger RNA of Epithele typhae, 1719 nucleotides long. Its product is annotated as MBOAT-domain-containing protein. The transcript is spliced from 10 exons. Gene Ontology annotation, cellular component: endoplasmic reticulum. Gene Ontology annotation, biological process: GPI anchor biosynthetic process. The record is from RefSeq and is a predicted model, not a curated record. Bases 1 to 1719 code for a protein of 572 amino acids. Lineage: Eukaryota; Fungi; Basidiomycota; Agaricomycetes; Polyporales; Epitheliaceae.
AUGCCUUCCGACCUCCACUCGAAGGAUGUUUUCGAGCUAGACCCGUCUGCUCAACCUCUUCGGCGCACAGGACUCACCAAGCUUACUGUGGACAUCCCAUCAUCCUACAACCCCAAAGUCCAGGCCGAGCAACAUCCCCAGCCCCGAUGGAGGACGCCGGAGUUCAUGGUGUACUACGUGGUGUUUGUCAUCGCGCUUCCGGUCAUGUUCUGGAUUCCUUACAGCCUGAGUUCGCCAUCACAUCCCAACUAUCCACUUUACCAGCGGGCACUGUCGCCGGGUUGGUUAUUUGGUCGUCGAGUGGACAACAGUGACAACCAGUAUCGCGCUUUCCGAAAUGGACUCUUGCCUCUCACUCUUCUGGCAAGCUCGUUCCUUGGACUCAAGUAUGUGUAUACCCUAUUCGCACGUCAACGUCGUGCGCCCUACGAUACCUCCAACCUCGACCACAUCCCCUACCUCGCCACAUUCUCCGUCCUCAUGCUGCUCGGUCUCCACGGGUCAAGUGCAUUCAAGGUUUUGACUCUGCUCUCUGUCAACUACCUCGUUGGAAAGAUAACGAAGGGCCACAAGUUUUCCCCACUCGCGACUUGGGUGUUCAACGGUUUGGUACUGUACGCGAUCGAGCGUAACUCAGGUUAUAGCUAUGCCACUCUUCAUUCCGCGCUUGCACCCCUGGACGCAUGGGAAGGCAUUUACCCCCGGUGGUAUGUGAGCUUCAACAUCACUAUGCUUCGGCUUGUGUCGUUCAACAUGGACUAUUACUGGGCAUGCAAUCGCGCGGGAAUACCUGACACAGGUGCGACAUUAGACGAGAAGCGACGACCCCGGGUGAAUCAUGACCUGGAGACGUACUCCUACCUGAACUACCUCGCAUACGCGAUAUAUCCCCCCUUAUAUAUCGCCGGACCAAUAAUGACGUUUAACGAUUUCAUGUGGCAGGUCAAGCGACCCUUGGGCGUGACCUGGAGAACUACAUUGAAUUACCUCGGCCGCUUUGUGGCGUGCUUGUUAACACUCGAGUUCAUCCUCCACUUCAUGUACGUCGUCGCCAUCAAGGACAGAAAGGCGUGGACUGGAUACACUGCCGCCGAACUGUGCAUGGUUGGGUUCUGGAACCUCAUCGUCGUUUGGCUCAAGCUGCUAAUUCCCUGGCGCUUCUUCCGUCUCUGGGCUCUCGCAGACGGCAUCGACCCUCCGGAGAAUAUGGUGCGCUGCAUGGCAAACAACUACUCCACGCUCGGCUUCUGGCGCGCCUGGCACCGGAGCUACAAUCUGUGGAUCACGCGCUACAUCUACAUCCCCCUUGGGGGCACGAAGAACCGGAUCGUGACGACGGUGCUCGUCUUCACCUUCGUCGCCCUCUGGCACGACCUCUCGUUCAGGCUCUUAGCGUGGGGCUGGCUCGUCAGCCUCUUCAUCGUGCCGGAGGUCGCCGCGCGGUACUUGGUGCCUGCGAAGAAGUACGGCGGAGAGCCGUGGUUCAGACACGUCGGCGCGAUGGGCGCAGUGUUGAACAUCCUGAUGAUGAUGGCGGCAAACCUGGUCGGUUUUGUCAUUGGCACAGAGGGGAUCAAGUACAUGCUGGAGCAGAUCACUGGAGACUGGGAUGGCAUUCGAUUCAUGGCCAUCGCCUGUGCCUGCCUGUUUGUGGGGGUCCAGGUGAUGUUUGAGUAUAGAGAGGAGGAGGCGCGGCAGGGGAUCUCCCGCAAGUGUUAG